AUGAGUUCGAAUAGGUUGAAAGAAAUGAGAGAGAAUUUUCACUAAGAACUUAGAAAGAAGAACCUGGAAUCUGUAUUUCGAUUGAAACGCUUAGUCAACACUCCCAAGUAAUCAAACCCAGUCGAAAAAUUAACAGAAAUAGUCAAUAAAAUGAUGAGAUCUGAAGAAUUACAGGAUUAUGAAUAUUAAACAAUCAAUGUAAUAUUGGAUGAAAUAGAUCAAAUAACCGUCACUGAUACUUCUUUAAGGUUCGAAUUGUCAGAACAACUCAGCGUUAUUAAGUCCUUAGUUGGUUCAUUGGAAUAAGGAUCUUUAAAUACUCAACAUAUAAAUAUUGCAAUUAAAGCAGCUAAUUGUUAUAGAAAUUUAACUCUAUAACAGCCUUAGAUUGACCAAUAUGAUUAAGUUUAAAAUAUUUUGGCAUCACUCUAAAUGGAUUCAUUUAAUGAAUAAGCAUUAAAAUUAUUAGCAACUAUUACUAAAAAUAUUGAAAAUGAUAAUCAAGUAAUAACCAUCUUGACUUUGGCUUCAAGAUUAAUUGAUACUUGCGAUUCUAAUUUAAGAGAAAAGGGUUUAAAUAUAUUUGAAAAUGCUAGCAGAAACAAAUAGAACAUCCAAUACAUACUAUCUAUGAGUGCAAUAAGUGCAAUCAUAGAUUUUGUUUAUAUCAAUGAGAAAAAUAUCUAAAAAAUUUCAAUGACCAUUUUAGUUAAUUUAUCUUAUACAUCAGAUUUCCAUGAAUGUGCCAAAUUAUUGGAUCUAGGAAUUACUGAUGUUGUGUAUAAAUUAUUAAAGAAUUCUAUUUUUACCUACAGUAGAAUAUUUGGAAGCAUGAUUUUUAAUAAUUUGAUGGCUUCAUCCCAUUUACUUCUAGACAAAGUAAUAUCGAAUUUAAAAUUGCUUCAAUUAGUUUUUGAUUUAUUAGAAAAUGAUGUUUUUGAUGUAAGAAUAGAAUUGUUUCAGGCUUUUCGUAAUUUUCUCGUUGUUUGCACAAAUUAAUAACUAUAAAAUCUGAUUGAUAAUGGAAUUUUAGAUUAUUUAACAUUAGGUCUUGACGAUCAUGAUAACGAAAUUAUUUUAAUUGCUGUUCAAACUCUCUACUAAACUAUGAAACGUUUCAUUUCUACAGAUUCAUAAUACGAUAUUUAUUACAAAUUUUAGCUCAAAAACAUACCAAAAAAAUUAGAGAAAUUACAGCAAAAUGAUGCUAUCUAUGAUGAUGUUUCUCAGUUUAUUGAGGAAUUUUAUGAUGAAGAAUUUGAUGAUUAUGAAUAUUGA
Molecule: messenger RNA, 1278 nt
Organism: Paramecium tetraurelia
Lineage: Eukaryota; Ciliophora; Oligohymenophorea; Peniculida; Parameciidae
Exons: 3
Biological process (GO): NLS-bearing protein import into nucleus
Cellular component (GO): nucleus
Molecular function (GO): nuclear import signal receptor activity
Source: RefSeq, a predicted model, not a curated record